Mesocricetus auratus (golden hamster) is the source of this 2424-nucleotide messenger RNA. Its product is annotated as A-kinase anchor protein 9-like. The transcript is spliced from 11 exons. Lineage: Eukaryota; Metazoa; Chordata; Mammalia; Rodentia; Cricetidae. Gene Ontology annotation, cellular component: cis-Golgi network; synaptic membrane; Golgi stack. The record is from RefSeq and is a predicted model, not a curated record. Gene Ontology annotation, biological process: signal transduction; regulation of Golgi organization; positive regulation of peptidyl-serine phosphorylation. Gene Ontology annotation, molecular function: protein kinase A regulatory subunit binding; potassium channel regulator activity; molecular adaptor activity. Bases 103 to 2301 code for a protein of 732 amino acids.
CUGACCCAGGGUUCAGCGGCUGCUGGAUGUAGACUAGUUUGAAGCUUCUGGUGAUAGGUACCCUUUCGAGCAAAGUUUUAAAGAAAAUUACAUAAAGACGCGAUGGAGGACGAGGAGAGACGGAGGAAGAUUGAACAUGGAAGAGCAAUUGUAGCUGCGUGGCGGCGUAGCCGGGCCGCAGUCGCGAUGGAGGACGAGGAGAGACAGAGGAAGAUUGAAUAUGGACGAGCAAUUGUAGCAGCCUGGAGGCUUAGCCAGCAGGCAGAAGCGAUGGAGGACGAGGAGAGAAGCAGGAAGAUUGAAUAUGCAAGAGCAAAGCUUGCUCAGUAUCGACAAAGAAUAGCCCAAUUUGAUGGGCAGACUACUAAGAAGAGUAAAAAAGUUUCAAGCUGUAAAGAAGAUGAACACAGCUCAAAUAUUAAUGAACAUGCAGAUGAGGUGUUUAAGAAUGUUUCUCAAGGUGUAGAGACCAAUGGGAAUCCUGAUUGCACCGAACUGAUAUUAUUUCCCAGUGGACAAGCAAACAAGCACAAUCAGGUCUUAGAUGAGAUUCACGAACAGCAAACAGAUGGUGCGAAACUUGAGUUUGCAGAGGAAAAUGUGGCAGAAGAGGAAUCAGGGAUUUUUUCAGCAUGCUCUCAGGCUGGUUUACAGAACACUGACACACACAUCAAUCAUGAGAGUGAGCUGUCUUCUCUGCCAGAGAGUGAAGACAGUAAAGAACAUGAAAAGCAGCUUCAGGGGUUAGAGAACCCUGUGAACGCCUUAGAGCAGCAGCUGAAAGCAACUGAAGCUCAUUAUGGAACAGAGAUCCCGAUGGUUCAGGGAAGCGUUGAGACCAUCCACGGACAGUCAGCACAUCCGAGUGUUGAUUCAGUGGUAUUCAAAGACAAUGAUUCACAGAAAACUGUUUGCCGUGGAAAUUCUCGACCUGACCACGUCAUCAUCGUCAUAGAGAUGGAUGAGAUGCCUGAGCCAUUUACACAGAACCAAGAAAAAACAGAGUCAUUUAGUUAUCUACAUGAACUAAAUGAGCAUGUACAGGAACAGUUCAGGACCAGAGAACAGCCAGCUGUUGAUCUCAAUGAAGCUGAAUGUAUUGUUGAUGGGUAUUCAGAUGAAAAAAUUCUUUUGGAAAGAGAAAUUCAGGAAAAGGCCUGCAUAGUAGGUCAUAUAGAUCAGGAGUUGCUAUGCAUGAGCGGGAGACUUCCAAAACUUGAAGAAGAGCAACAGCAAAUACAGGAGGAGCGAGCUUUGCUGUCCAGGCAGAAGGAGGCCAUGGGAGCAGGGGCUGGCCCAGUGGAGCAGCAAACUCUGAACAAAGGACACAUGGACCAGGAGCAACUGCACACUGUACCUAUGGAAAGUGUUGGCAUGGCUGCCGAUGAGCUCCAGGCUGAUGCACUGCAGCCUGAAGAUGUCUCUGCCCAGGACUCUUCUGAGCUUCUAAAGACCCUGACUCCUGUCGGUGGCCUUAAACAAAACUGCAAAGGUUACCGAUGUCAGGAAGCACAGUUACUAACCCUGGAGCAAGGAAAGUCAAAACCAGAACUUCUUCAAAAGAAGAUCAAUAUUCUUCAAAUUUUACUAGUAGAGAAAAUAGCUGAAGCCACCGUUAGUCAAGCUCAACUGGAGGCCUUUCAGCAGUACGUGAAGUACCUCCAAGAGAAGAGAACAUCAGAACUAGAAAUGACAGAUAGGUACAAUGUAAAUCCUCUGACAGGAGACAACACAGUAUUAGACAUCUACACAUUAAGUAUGAGACUAGAACAGUUAGAGAACCAAGUAGCUGAAAUGCGUUCUAGUUUCAUUGCAGAGAAAAAACAACUCGAAAUUACAAAGAAAAGGGUUUCUGAUAUAGAAAACAUACUGAAGCUACAGAUGCCUCUAGAUGAGGACACUACAAAAAGGCAGGAGAUUAAAGAAAAUGAAAGAAGCCUUCAAGAUUUGGAUAUAUCUGAGACAAGAGUUGAUGUCAUUCAUGCCAGUGGAGACCGUGGAUUUUUGGAUGAACUUGAAGCUCUUGGAGCCAGAUCGGUGUCUCACAAAGAACGAGACCGUUAUAAAGAACAAGCAUACAGCCAUGAAGAGCUUUUGGGCAGUGAAUACGGAACACCUGUGGAAUGUCUCCAGAAAUCUGACAGAAGGACUGUGUCAGCUGAAAAUCACACAUUAAAUACUCAAAUUAAUGGAAGGAAAAUGACUGUGACCAGAGAACAAGACACUUCAAGCCAAAGUGUUUGCAUGAGCACUAGCAUGGAUUUACAGCCAGCUGGAAGCAUUCAGUUUGUUGCUCCAUAAAAAUGUUUUAUUCAGGCAAAUUAUCUCAUUGCACACAGGAGAUAAUUGAUAGUAUUACUAUCAGUGUUAAUAGUUGUCAAAUUGGUUUUAAAUAUCCAUGUUUUAUUUUAAAUAAAGAAGUAG